Molecule: messenger RNA, 1564 nt
Organism: Hermetia illucens (black soldier fly)
Lineage: Eukaryota; Metazoa; Arthropoda; Insecta; Diptera; Stratiomyidae
Product: protein phyllopod
Exons: 2
Coding region: 404-1453 (349 amino acids)
Cellular component (GO): nucleus
Molecular function (GO): zinc ion binding
Source: RefSeq, a predicted model, not a curated record
UACCGCGGGGCGCCUCGCCUAAAAGGCUUCACCCUCCCGCCCGGUCCCGCAGGGCACAUGGCCCCGACCGACCACUGCUCGUGCAAAACAGGACGACAGCUGACAAGGCGCACCGCAGUCAGGCUGGAAGCCUUCACCCGUCCACGGCCGUUCAGACGUUCAGAAUCCAUUGGGAAGUCGAGUCGGUAUCGAGCCUUGUCCCGUGCAGUUGCGUUUGCGUCAUUGUGUCCAUCCGCGCGGUAGCUAUCAGUGGGUCAGUGUCGAUGUCGGUGGUUGCUAGUCGCUUGUCCCUUUUCCGCCUCAGAAUCACUUCCGCCGUGCAAAGUGUCGUUUAGAUUUCAAAUCCGAUCAGAAAACGGACUCCUCGCCAGCGAAGCAGCAUCCAAGGACCUUUCGCCAGGACAUGUCCGAAAAACAAAUGGAGGACCUGCGACAGAUCUGCCUCAUCUGCGGCUGCCACACCAGCCAAAUCAUUAACGUUUUCGAGCCCCGCAACGGACCCAAUAUCGUCGAGCUAAUCCAGGCCAAAUUCAAAUUUCAGCCCGUGAACGAGGACAAGUACCUGUGCUACAGUUGCAACAAUUGGCUAAUAAACUGGCACUCACUGCGAAACCUCAACAAAGAUCCGGUCGAGAGUCAAUCAGACAAAUCCCGAUCCAGAUUACACGAAUCCAUGCCACAAGGAGCGGAUCGCGUUUCAAUUUCCUCCUCAGCAAAUAGAAAUCAGAAGCCUGCGCAACCCAAUGAAGAGUUCGACGAUAAUCUUCACAGAAACAAAAAACGCAAUGGAUUUUAUUUUCCUAAGCGUCCCCUGCUCACUAGUUUACGAAUAGGAAAAAUCAAAGACAAAUCCCGUACCUGCUCGAUAUGCGGGCGUUCAAUACGCAAACGUCCUCGCAAGACCUCAAAGAUGCAGAAACCUGUUCGCAGCAAGAUGCGUUGCAAGCGCUGCACGAGAUUAGGAACGGAUAAUCUCCAUUUGCGAAGGACGAGUUCGUCUAUUUCCAGGAAUGCUCAUCACCUUUACAACAUAGUCAAUUUCUCUCGGAAUCCACUACCUGCGCUGGAUAGGAGCCUUGUAGCUAGAUUACAACGUCUAGGCACCACUUUGAGAUGGGAGUCGGAACCCUACAAUGGAAUCACACGGUCCGAAACCUCUUUUAGAAUCCAUAGGACCGAGUCGAAAGUGAAAUAUGAUACCUGGGGAGAAAAGGUGAACGAGCGAGAUGAGGUUCUGAUCGAUUUCAAUCGAGUAUUGUCGGAAGUAUUUCCUCUGAACUACCACCGCAAAGGUUCCGAGUUAAAUGAGGUGGAAGACACAGCAGGCCACAGGAGCAACGGCGGAGGACGAGUCGGCGUGGAAAAUGAAGAACUGUUACUAGAGGCUCUGGGCUGCAAGUUACCGCAGGGAGUUACAAUUUCUUUAGUCAAUGACGAGCGUCAGAUAAAUUAAUGUAGAUCUUAGGUUUUUUCCCGUCUUGUGUUAGGUAGUUACAAAUUUUCGAGUUUUCUGUUUAAUUUAUAAUACUUUUAUAAAUAACUUAUUAAUUGGAGAAGAAAUGCC